Messenger RNA from Onthophagus taurus, 555 nucleotides. RefSeq names its product small ribosomal subunit protein eS19. Gene Ontology annotation, biological process: ribosomal small subunit assembly; translation. The record is from RefSeq and is a predicted model, not a curated record. Gene Ontology annotation, cellular component: ribosome; cytosolic small ribosomal subunit. NCBI's taxonomy places the organism in Eukaryota, Metazoa, Arthropoda, Insecta, Coleoptera, Scarabaeidae. Gene Ontology annotation, molecular function: structural constituent of ribosome; RNA binding.
UCUUAAACUUCCUUUUCCGCUGUGGACGUAGAUCAGUGACAGAAAAAUGCCGUCUGUAACGUUAAAAGACGUUGAUCAACACAAAUUCGUGAAGGCUUUCGCCCAAUUUCUUAAAAAAUCAGGAAAACUGAAAGUACCGGAAUGGGUUGAUUUAGUAAAAACAUCCCGUGCUAAAGAAUUAGCUCCUUACGAUCCCGAUUGGUUUUACAUUCGUUGUUCGGCUGUAAUUAGACAUAUUUACAUUAGAUCGCCAAUUGGUGUUGGAACGGUGACGAAAAUUUUCGGUACGCGUAAACGUAACGGUACGAUGCCCUCUCAUUUCUGUAGAUCAGCUGGAAGUAUCGCCCGUAAAGCUUUACAAAGUUUAGAAGCUUUGAAAUUGAUUGAGAAAUCUCCCGAUGGUGGUCGCAAAAUUACCAACCAGGGUAGACGUGACUUGGAUCGUAUUGCGGCUCAAGUUAAAGCAAAAGAAAGGAAAUUAUUGAAAGCUGGUGUAAUUGUAUUAAACUGAAAUGUUUUUUAUAUAAGAAAAUAAAUAAGGAUGUGAAAAAAAAU